AUGGUUUACAAUGAAUUACCAAGUGUUUUGAAUGAUAAUCAAAGACAAAAUUAUUUGAAAGUCAGUUACGUUCAAUUGGAACAAUUAACAAAAUAUUUAAAACAUUUUCAUGAUGUUAUUGAAAAACUUAGUUGUGAAAAUACACCAACAAUUCAUUUGGUGAUUCCUUACAAGCAGUUAUUAAUUAAUCGGUCGAAUGAAAAUGAUGAUGAUCAUUAUGACCUAGUACAAUUAAAACGUUUUAUAUCGAAGCAUCUACAGGAUUAUUGGUGCAUUCAUAAUAUACAUUAUGUUGCAAUGUUACUGCAUCCCAAUUUAAAGAGUUUUCAACUUGUACCAGACAAAAAGAAACAUGCUAUUACAUCAUUAAAAUUGGAACUUGAUAAAUUUGUUGAUCCAGUUGUCAUGCAGCCGAUGCAAUUAUCAAAGACAAGUAAUAAAGAGAAAAAAACAAUGCAUUUAACAAAUUCAUUAGAUGAAAUUUUUGAUGUACCUAAUGACGAAAAUGAUAUUCAACAAAUAAUAGAAAAAACAGAACUUGAUCGUUAUUUAGAGGACGAAACAAAAAUUGACAACAAAAUGAAUAUUUUAACAUAUUGGGAUUUAAAUAAAUCAUUAUAUCCAAAUCUAGCUCGAGUUGCUAAACGAAUUUUAGCAAUACCAGCCACCAAUACAACAAUUGAACGCCUAUUUUCUGAUAGUGGGAACACUGUAACUGAUCGUCGAACACGUUUAGAUUCAGAUAACAUUAAUUAUUUAUUGUUCGUAAUGCACAACAUGAAAAUAUUAAAAGAAGUUUAUCCCACGGUCAUUGAAGUAUGUUGA
Molecule: messenger RNA, 825 nt
Organism: Rotaria sp. Silwood1
Lineage: Eukaryota; Metazoa; Rotifera; Eurotatoria; Philodinida; Philodinidae
Source: the annotation of a GenBank genome assembly